Messenger RNA from Suillus fuscotomentosus, 1806 nucleotides. Its product is annotated as peptidase S8/S53 domain-containing protein. The transcript is spliced from 10 exons. The coding region runs from base 1 to 1806 and encodes 601 amino acids. Gene Ontology annotation, biological process: proteolysis. Gene Ontology annotation, molecular function: tripeptidyl-peptidase activity; serine-type endopeptidase activity. The record is from RefSeq and is a predicted model, not a curated record. NCBI's taxonomy places the organism in Eukaryota, Fungi, Basidiomycota, Agaricomycetes, Boletales, Suillaceae.
AUGAAGUUCGUCACUCUGCUUGUGUUUCCCUUCGCGGCUGCUCUCGCUAGCACUGUACCCUUCAAGGGCUGCCAGCAAAAGGUGAAAGAGAGUAUCCACGGCCCACCCCGCGGGUGGUACAAGCAUGCUCCCGCACCAAAGCACCACAUGCUCGAGCUCAAGAUCGCUCUUUCUCAGCCCAGGUUUCCGGAACUUGAGCAGCACCUCUGGGAGAUAAGCGAUCCUAGCCACGCACGUUACGGGGCGUACUUGUCGAAGCAGGAGACUGAGACACUCAUGGCCCCCCACCCUGAGACUCUGGCCGUCGUCAGUGAAUGGCUUACCUUACACGGUCUGGCAGAAGAAGAAGUUAUCCAUUCAUCCGCACGUGAUUGGGUCACUAUUCGUGUCCCGGUCGGUCUCGCAGAAGAGAUGCUGGAUACUACAUACCAUGUUUAUAAACACGCUGAGACUGGAGAAAUCAUCCUCAGGACUACGAGCUACAGUCUCCCUGACAUCUUGCACCAUCAUGUUGAUCUUAUUCAGCCUACGACCAUGUUCGCUCGUUUCAAGGCAUUCAAGAGCACACUGCACUGGAAUAACCAGGCACAGCCUGCGGCGCCAUGCCCGCCGGGCGAAACAAUCACGGGGCCUGCAGGCAAUCCCGUCGAUGCGAGCUGCAACUCUACGAUUACCCUUUCUUGCUUGAGACAGUUGUAUAAUGCAGAGAACUAUAAAACAACCGCCACAAACUGCAACAAGCUAGGUAUCACUGGUUAUCUUGACCAGUAUGCAAAUAAUAAGGACCUUCAGCAAUUCUACCUGGCCCAAAAUCCUUCCGCUUGUGGUUCGAAUUACACUUUGAUUUCUAUUCAUGGCGGAAAGAACAACCAGAGCUAUGAGGCGGCAGGUGAUGAAGCCAACCUUGAUACUCAGUUUGGUUUCGGACUCGUGUGGCCCACUCCCGGAACGUUCUACACGACUGCUGGUCAGCCUCCUUACAUCCCCGACCUGGUGGACCCGACGAAUCUAAAUGAGCCAUACACAUACUGGCUUGAACACUUACUUUCACAGAAUGAUAUUCCUCAGACAAUCUCUACCAGUUACGGUGAUAAUGAACAAACUGUCCCGUACACCUAUGCGACCCGUGUUUGCGCUGGUAUGGCGUCUCUCAGUGCUCGCGGUGUUUCUUUGUUGUUCUCCUCUGGUGAUGGUGGUGUUGGUGAUGGCAAUCCCGACCCUGCCACUCAAUUAUGUAAAUCCAAUGAUGGGCGCAAUGUUACAAAAUUCCUACCGGUAUUCCCCGCUUCCUGCCCAUACGUGACUGCUGUUGGUGGUACUGUCAACAUCCCAGAGACUGCCGCGUCUUUGUCUGGUGGUGGAUUCAGCGACUAUUUUGCUCGUCCUGCGUACCAGGAGGCUGCUGUCUCUGAAUACUUAGCGAUGCUCGCUCCCGGUACGUUCAAAGGUCUCUAUAACUCGACCGGACGUGCAUAUCCCGACGUGGCAGCACAAGCAGAAUCCUUCUCUAUCAUUUAUCAAGGUCAGGAGAAUUCAGCCACUGGUACAUCCUGUGCUUCCCCCGCCUUUGCCGGAUUUGUAUCCAUGUUGAACGACGCACGCAUCAAUGCUGGAAAGACUCCUCUUGGCUUUUUGAAUCCAUUGUUAUAUUCCACUGGCUACACUGCAUUAAAUGACAUCACCCAAGGGAACAACCCAGGAUGUGGAACUCUGGGCUUCAAUGCCACUGUUGGAUGGGAUCCUGUCACUGGACACGGCACACCCAACUUCGAAAAAUUGAAGGCCUUGGUUUUGGCCUUGCCUUAA